Molecule: messenger RNA, 1416 nt
Organism: Rattus rattus (black rat)
Lineage: Eukaryota; Metazoa; Chordata; Mammalia; Rodentia; Muridae
Gene: Coq5
Product: coenzyme Q5, methyltransferase
Exons: 7
Coding region: 14-997 (327 amino acids)
Biological process (GO): ubiquinone biosynthetic process
Molecular function (GO): methyltransferase activity
Source: RefSeq, a predicted model, not a curated record
CCGGGAUAUCAAGAUGGCGGCGCCCAGGAGCUGUGUUCUAUGGCGCUACUGCGGCCACGGGUGGUCGCGAUUAGCAGGAGACUGCAGGCUCCCCGGGUUUCGUAGAUCCUGGCUGGGGGCCACGCUGAGUGCGCGGUCCUUGUCCCAAGAGAAGCGAACCGCGGAAACUCACUUCGGGUUUGAGACGGUGUCGGAAAAGGAAAAAGGAGGCAAAGUCUACCAGGUGUUUCAGAGCGUGGCCAGGAAGUACGACCUGAUGAAUGACAUGAUGAGCCUCGGCAUCCACCGUGCCUGGAAGGAUUUGCUGAUCAGAAAAAUGCACCCGCUGCCCGGGACCCAGCUGCUCGAUGUGGCUGGAGGCACAGGUGACAUUGCAUUCCGGUUCCUUAGUUACGUUCAGGCGCAGCAUGAGAGGAAACAGAGGAGACAGCUGAGGACGCGGCAGAAUUUAUCCUGGGAAGAAAUUGCCAGAAAGUACCAGAGUAAAGAGGACCCCCUGGGAGGUUCGCUCGUCAUGGUCUGCGACAUCAACAGGGAGAUGCUGAAGGUCGGAAAGCAGAAAGCCUUGGCCCAGGGACACACGGCUGGACUUGCGUGGGUGCUGGGAGACGCAGAAGAACUGCCCUUUGAUGAUGACAGAUUUGAUGUUUACACCAUUGCCUUUGGGAUCCGGAAUGUCACGCACAUUGACCGGGCUCUCCAGGAAGCCCAUCGAGUCCUAAAGCCUGGAGGACGGUUUCUCUGUCUGGAGUUUAGCCAAGUGAAUGACCCCCUCAUCUCCAGGCUUUAUGAUCUGUACAGCUUCCAGGUCAUCCCUGUCAUCGGUGAGGUCAUUGCAGGAGACUGGAAGUCCUACCAAUAUCUUGUGGAAAGUAUUCGCAAGUUCCCAAAUCAGGAAGAGUUCAAGGACAUGAUAGAAGACGCAGGCUUUCAGAAGGUGACUUACGAGAGCCUGACUUCAGGGAUUGUGGCCAUUCACUCUGGCUUCAAACUCUAGCUCCUUUGCUAUUGUGGAGCAGAAGCCAGGCAUUUCUACUGAAGCCCAGGGCUGGAAGAUCAUCUCCCUGAUGAGACAGUAGCUGAGCAUCCAUUCCUCUUAAGGCUACAAAGCCUUGGAUUCCUGUUCUGCAUUGACCAGGCUCAAAAAGGAAGAAACCAAUUGCUGCCUUUUUUGCAGCUCUCAUUAGUAGCUGCCCAGGCUGCUGAGGCCUUCUCCCACGAUUGUCUGGCCUAGCUGUGCAGUGUGGGAGUCGGGUAAAACCAGCAGGAAUGCAGUUUUGAAGCUUAUGCGCAGCUUCUCUAUGACAGAUGUUUUCUAGAGGGAUAAUGGAUCACUGGGACCCUAGGAGAAUUUGAACCAGCCCUUCAGACUAGAAUUGAAUCUAGGGCCAAAAGCCACAGCCCACCGGUGAGGUG